Molecule: messenger RNA, 2132 nt
Organism: Babjeviella inositovora NRRL Y-12698
Lineage: Eukaryota; Fungi; Ascomycota; Pichiomycetes; Serinales
Gene: STE11
Product: mitogen-activated protein kinase kinase kinase
Exons: 1
Coding region: 237-2087 (616 amino acids)
Biological process (GO): protein phosphorylation
Molecular function (GO): protein kinase activity; protein binding; ATP binding
Source: RefSeq, a predicted model, not a curated record
UCUCUCUACUUUUCCGCCAUUGCAGUUUCUUCUACAUCCUUACACAUCUUGUUCGCAGUCGUCACACGGUCUAAUACUUUAUCCCGUUCCCUUAACGUCCUUCCACGUGGUACAGCGUAUUUCUACUCGUACUACGUUCCUUUUUUGACGUCUGUUUCACGUCAGGCUGCACCCGCUACUGCUAUAACCUUCACGCGACAUCUCCCCCCAUCUCCUACGUUAGCCCACAGCCUUCCAUGCCGUCCGAUCCGACCUCCACGGAGAUGUGGCUCACCAGCCUCCAAUGUGAGCGCUAUAUCCCAGCGUUUCAGGCCCAUGGGAUCACACCAGAGCUCCUCCCAGAGAUCGACGCAGAUGCGCUCGCAGAGCUCCGUGUGGACAAGGUGGGCGACCGGAUGCGUCUUGAGCGCGCAAUCCGCGACAUGCGCGUCAGCCGGCUCAAGGGCCAGGUACAAGUGAAGGCGAUUUUGGAGCACAUCACUCUCAGCCUCGCGCAGCUUCCGUCGACCAGCACGCCGAAGGAGGAUGCCAAGUACGUGACAUUCAUUCAGCAGGAUGGCACGAGCAAGCAGAUCGACGUUUCUGGGUGCUUUAACGCGCAGUCUAUAAAGCGUAAGGCGCUCAAGAAGUUAGGUGUGCGCUCCAAUCCCGAGCUCUGGAACACGUACGUGUGCGACGCGCAGCAGCGCGUACUGAUGCUCUACGAUGUGGAGCUUGUGACGAUCUGUUACUCGGCAGACCGCGCGGAGCGGCAUCGCGUAAUCCUCUGCCCCGCGGUUGAGCGGCCGAGCGCGGCAGCACUCACGAUGUCGCGCCAGGUGAUGGCUCGUACAGGCGCACGCGACGUACGCGGGCUCCGCAGUUUCUUCGGCCACCGUCCGCCGAGCGAGUUAAUCCUGACCAACUUGGCUGAGUACUUCCCGGAAGCCAAGCCUGACCAGUUGGAAAAGACGGUGCGCAACUCGGUGCGCUACUCGGUGCGCAUGUCACGGCUCCCGCCGAUGCCGCACGCCUCCGCAGCAUCGGUAUUCUCUGGAUCAGCGGCGUCAAUUGGAAGCCGCGCGUCGCGCACGGUAGGCGAUGUGUGGAUGACAAACGCAAGUGCUGUAGAGGAAGCCAUGGGCGACGACGAAUCGUUCAAACCGCCGCGUGCGAACCGGCUCCUGGUGUUCCAGCUGAACCGCUCGUCACGCAUCGAGCUCAUUCUGUUGGAUGAACUGGACGAGGAUCCCGAUGAGAGUGGCCCGUUAAACUGGCUCAAGGGCGCGCACAUCGGCUCCGGCUCCUUUGGCAACGUGUAUCUCGGGAUGAACGCUAUGACCGGUGAACUCAUGGCGGUCAAGCAGGUCGAGUUACCUAGUAGCGUGGGUCAGGACAGCCAUAAGCAGGCGAUGAUCGAUGCGUUGCUGCACGAGAUGGCACUCCUCAAGACGCUCAACCAUGAGAACAUCGUGCGCUACUUCGGCACUGACUCGGACGCCACGCACGUGAAUAUCUUCUUGGAGUACGUGCCCGGGGGCUCCGUUGCGUCAAUGCUCACCAACUACGGCCCGUUUGAGGAGCCGUUGAUCCGCAACUUUGUACGCCAGAUCUUGAUCGGUUUGAACUACCUCCAUGGGGAGGAGAUAAUCCACAGGGAUAUCAAAGGUGCUAAUAUUCUCAUCGACAUCAAAGGCACCGUUAAGAUCUCGGACUUUGGUAUUUCGAAAAAACUCGACGGGUCCAUCCAGUCGCGCCGCGCGUCUCUCCAGGGUUCGGUCUACUGGAUGGCCCCAGAAGUGGUCAAGCAGGUCGCGUACACCAAAAAGGCGGAUAUUUGGUCCGUGGGGUGUUUGGUGGUGGAGAUGUUCACCGGGAAGCAUCCAUUCCCGGACUUCAGUCAGAUGCAGGCGAUCUUCAAAAUCGGCACACACAUCCUCCCGGAGAUUCCCAGCUGGUGCACGCGUGAGGCGGAGCAUUUCUUGAUGCAGGUAUUUGAGUUGGACUACCAGAAGCGGCCGGGCGCGGCCGAAUUAUUGUCGGAUCCAUUUAUCAGCAGUUUGAUUAUGACAAAGCAAAAAGGAGAAGUAACCGGUAACAAAGAAUAGCCCAAAGAGUUAUUUUCUAAGUAUUCUGUUUAAAAAUAACCAGGA